Caretta caretta (loggerhead turtle) is the source of this 2900-nucleotide messenger RNA. Its product is annotated as C-type lectin domain family 10 member A. The record is from RefSeq and is a predicted model, not a curated record. NCBI's taxonomy places the organism in Eukaryota, Metazoa, Chordata, Testudines, Cheloniidae.
GCUAACAGCAGAGCACCCGGGGCACCCACCCAGCCCACUAACCUUGGCCCUAGAGAGGAAGGCGCCUGGAUGACUGAGAGAUCCGAGGAGACCCAGAGCAGAUGUCCGACGUGGCUGGAGAACCUCAGUGGGACGGGCAGGACCCAGGAACAUGGACUGGGGGUCUGUCCCCUCCCCGCGAUCCCCCCCUCACGAACCGGCAGCUGGUGAUCACCACCGUGAUCAUCGUGGCCAUCAAACUUCUCCUGAUGACCCUGGUCCUCACCAGCAAUGCUUUCUGGUGCCAGUGGGGCUGGGACGAGCACCAAGGAAGGUGCUAUCUUUUCUCCCAGACUACCCAGUCCUGGGAAGCAGCGAGAAACUUCUGCUUAGCCAAGAAUGCUGAUCUGGUGGUGAUCAACAAUGCAAGGGAGCAGAAUUACUUGGCCAUUAAAGCUGAUUCUGUUCGUCACUGGAUCGGCUUCACAGACCAAAGGAUUGAAGGCGUCUGGCGCUGGGUGGACAAUACUCCUGAGGCAUUUACGUACUGGAACACAGGGGAGCCCAAUAACCUCAGAAACGGACUCAGGGACGAGGAUUGCGCCCACCUGCUGGAGAACGGCCUGUGGAACGAUGUACCCUGUAGUAUCUCUUACAGGUGGAUCUGUGAAAGGGCCGCCACUGUGUAAACAGCUCCCCCUCCCUCCGGCUCUGAACACAGGCUGAAAUUCAUCCCCCCCGCCGCGAGGCCUGGGCUCCGCUCAUGGCCUGCGCAUCAGCCCAUCAGCCCGUCGGUGUGAAGAUGAUGUAACUGGAAUAUGCUUCACGCAAAAGGUCUCUUGUAAGGUAUCAUUACAAAGCCUAUAAUCUACUGAGUGGGGUCAUCCUAUUUGUAUGAAUGUAUCAUUCUUGUAUCUGAAACUAGAAAUCCAACACUACAAUACCUUUCUCCCCUCCCUCAUGGAGAUAACAAGCCUGCACCCAGUGCAGGCGUCCCGAGGGGAGGAGGGUGCUGGGAGUUGGUCCCUUGCUCUGAAAGGGCUGGGAGCCAGGACUCCUGGGGUCUAUCCCUGGCUCUUGGAGGGGAGGGGAGUCUAGUGCUUAGUGUGGAGUGGGUCUUGAGCUCCUGGUCCUCCACAGUCACCUGGAAGAACUAGGAGGCACUGCGGCAGGGAGCUUAAUAAACAUGGGCACUUCCCAGUCAGAGAGGUCACCAGUUGCUGCUUGAGGCUUGGCUCUUUGUCUUUGUCAUGAGAAGCGAGUGAAGGGAAGAAGAGGCACUCCCAGUGUGGUGAGUGAGUGCAAAAUCCAGGAGCACACCUGGGCAAGCUGCAGCAGGAAGGAGGCAGAGCCCUGUCUCAGUGCAGUGAUGGAGCCCACAGCCCAAGGGGCUCCAUUAGAGAAACUUAGUUUUGGGAACCCAGGUAGCUGGAGCUGGCAAUUUGAGCAACUCCACAUGGCAUCCUGUUUAACAGCGAAAGCACAAGGAUACUGGCUAAAUGCCCUGAUCUUUGCCUUGGGUCCUGCUGCCCUACCCCUCAGUGAGGUGGAAAAGAACGAAACUUCAAAGAGAAAGAGGCUUAUUUGAUGCCCAAUUCAUAGGCAGACAGAAUAUUAUAUGUGAAAGGGCCAAAUUUAACAGGAGGCACCAGGAACAAGGGAGCAUCAGCUGAGACUUUUAUUACUGCAGUUGCUAGUCUUGCUGAACAUUACAGAUAUGGUGUGAUGCUGGUAAAGCAAGUACGAGCUCCGGCCAUGGCCUUAGGCGUUCAUUAGGACCUGACAAACUCAUAGCUGGAAACCAGACCAGCUCACCUGUAUGUUAGUUUUGUUCAAAGUAGGUCGUAGACUUAUAACACUGUAUUCAUUGUGUAGACUCAUGAAUUGCUGGCUGUGUUAAUCUCACUUGUAAUGUCUGUAUUCAAGGCUCUAAGCACAUUUGAACGUUUUGCUUUGUAACUUUGACAAUGUUGGCUCUGAAUUUGUGACCCCAGGCAAGAGACUCAUCCCCCCUCCCCUUGCCCACUUGUUCAGGAGGCCUAGCAAGAUUAAAUGGGCUAUUAAGGAAUAUCACAACACAAAGGAUUGGUGAACGGCCCUUUGAAGCUUUGGGAACAUGACAUGCAGAGAGUGGAAGACUAAGGUCUGGUCUGCCCUAUAUCUAGGGCCCUACCAAAUUCAUGGUCCAUUUUGGUCAAUUUUACAGUCAUAGGAUUUUAAAAAUCAUAAAUUUCAUUAUUUCAGCUCUUUAAAUCUGAAAUUUCAUGGUGUUGUAAUUGCAGGGGUCCUAAUCCAGAAACGAGCUGGGGUGUGUGUGUGUGGGAUGCAUGGCUAGAAAGGGUUAAACAUCCUGCAAAAUAAAUAACCCUCAAAAGACAUGUGGGGAGAUAAUGUUUCUGUUUUUAUGUAUUUACAUAUGUAUGAGUAGGGUGGACAAUGUAAUCAACAGUCCCUGUCUGUGCUGUAUUCUGACAACUGAGGGCUCAAAAGAACAUCCUAUCAUGUGAAUGAAUUGUAAACGGGAUAUCUCGGUAUUCAUCUCUCUUUGAAAUGUACUGUAAAUGGUGGGGGAAGUAAUCAGUGAUGGACCUCCUUCAAAGUCAUCCUAAUUACCUUUUGUUCCCCAAGGAAAUCCCAACUUGUCAAAGAGGACAUGACAUUGUAUAAAAGAGCCUUGGGUCCUGAUUCUGUGAUCUCAGAUCUGCUUAGACUUCAUCAGGGGAAGUUUGAGUCACAAGACUGAGGUCCCAGUUAUGCAGGUACACCCUGAAUAUCAGAUUUGGACAUUGGACUAUCACCUAUGAACUAUUUCCAAAAGAACUCUUUGCCACUACAAAGCUCACUGUCUCUGCUAUGAAUCUGCACCUCAAUGGAUUGAACUCAUGUCUGUCUGUACAUUGAUCUUUUAACCAGACUCUCUC